Messenger RNA from Scophthalmus maximus (turbot), 1258 nucleotides. RefSeq lists its product as uncharacterized. Lineage: Eukaryota; Metazoa; Chordata; Actinopteri; Pleuronectiformes; Scophthalmidae. The transcript has 7 exons. The coding region runs from base 104 to 919 and encodes 271 amino acids. The record is from RefSeq and is a predicted model, not a curated record.
GGGCCGCAGCCAUGCGUCCGUCAACCAGGACCGAUCUCACCGAUCCUCUGACCAGCUGCUCCUGGCCGUCCCUUGGUCGAGACUAAAGUGUAAAGCAGGUGUUAUGGAUCUACAGUGUCCCCGUUGCUGGAGAGUUGCCCUGCUGCUUCUCUUGAUGCCAUGUGGGCGCCCGUGCAUGUCAGUGCACAUCCUCAACGAGGAGCCGGUGCACGUGAUCCCCGGCUCCGGUCUGGUUCUGAGAGCCCGGAUUGAGCAGGGGCCCCUGGAAGAGGUCUCCGUGGUAACCUGGGAACGUGAGCCCGAAACUGGGAUCGCCCCCACGAGCGUGACGCUGGCCACGUGCCCUGGCGAGAGCCUAGAGUGUGCUGGUACGACGCCAAACGUCCGCGCGAACGUGGGGCAGCAGGAGACGAGCCUUCAGAUUGAUGGGUACAGCGGAGCGGACGGCGGCGUGUACGCGGUGACUGUGACAGAUCACACCGGAGCCACGACCACCGCUCACUGCAUAGUCAGGGAAUACGAGGCGGUGCACCACGUCUCCGUCAGCAUCAACGUGUCUCACUCCUCGCUGGUCUGCGGCGAGGCCUGGGGGACGGAGCCACACUUCAGCUGGCUGCACGAGAGAGCGGCCAUCGCCACGGCCGUGGGAAAAGUCUCCAAGGAUGGAACGACACUGUCGGUGACCAUGACCCCCAUUUGUGGCCACUUCACCUGUAUGGUUAGCAACAAACUGGGCUACAGCUCAGCCACCUACACUGCAGCACCUUGUGAGGCAGAAGGCGGAGGGACGACGGCGGCUGUUGUGUGCCUCGCUCUCCUGCUGCUGUUUGGAGGAUUGCUGGCAUUUCUGCUGUGGCGGAGACACAGGCACAAUAACAGAGGAGGGAGUCUGCAUGAACCUUUGGAAGACUCCAUCUGAGAAAGGGAGAGGCCCAAAAAGAGAAGGAGCCCCAUAGAAGAGAGCAGGAAAUGGACUGAACUAUGAGGGUGGAUCUUCCUGUCCCCUGAGCAAUAUGACCUCACACUGCAGCAGAACAAUGUGAAGAGUGAACUGCUUACUGACAGAUCAAAAACAAAAUAUCUAAAAUACAACUUGAAGUACAGCACCAGCAGUGUCUUUACGCUGCCUCCUGCUGGGCUGCAUCCGACAAAUGUAAUGAGAAGCAAAAGUCAUGAUGAUUUUUGUAAGUUUUCUAUGCUUUUUUAUGUAAAUGUACUGUAUUGUUGUUCAUAAUAAAGCCUUUUUCACAAAAUGUGA